Molecule: messenger RNA, 2469 nt
Organism: Physcomitrium patens
Lineage: Eukaryota; Viridiplantae; Streptophyta; Bryopsida; Funariales; Funariaceae
Source: RefSeq, a predicted model, not a curated record
UGCCCCGUCUCUCUCACACCUGCAGUGUGCCCAGCAAUCCCCCCCCCCCCCUUUCAUUUCCUGCAUGUUUCCUGCCUUCCUACUCUCUCUCUUCCCUGCUGUUGCCCACUUCUCUCCUCCAUCCACACACUCUUCCUCACCUGCUGAUGCUGCUGCUUCUCUCUCAUGUGCUUGCUGAGUUCUGGGCAUUCUGCCAGCUCCCCUUCUUCUGUAUGUAACAGUGCUGCUUGUUUGUUAUUUGAGCCCAACCCAACGCUUUCAUGUUCAGGUCAUUCCAGUAGUCCUAGUUUUGACUUGGACCUUCUUUUCUUGCCUUUUGAGGCGUUUUGGUUGAGUACUCUGAGUCGCUGAUUCGCUUCCUAGGGAGCUAUCUUUCGCCCCAUUUGCUUUAUUGGAUUUCAGUGCCUGUCCGACUCGAACCUUAGCUUGGAAUCCACUCCAGUGAUAUUGAUUAGAGAAGCAACCUGCAGAUGUUAUUGCUUUGUUUUAUUGACAUUGAAAAGACUUGAGAAGACCGCAUCGGGCUACUGCAAGUGUAUACAUAUUGUCAAGGACAGAAUGGAUCCCUUGAGCCGAGUGGAAGAGAGUGUCCCGACUGAGUUGAUGUCAGAGCAUAUUAUCAAUGAAUUACGUCCAGAUCAAGAGCUUCGCAUCUUCCGCAGCACAUUUUCAUCUGAUCCCGUCGUUGUGCCACCCCCCGGGUUGACCUUGCACAGUUACGUCCUACAAAACAUAGAGAACUAUCUGGACAGGGUGGCAUUCUUGGACGCAACUGAUGGGCAUCAGUACACAUACGGUCAAGUGCUACAGCUGCUUAGAAAUGUUGCAGCAGGGCUGUGGUUUCAGUUCGGUAUCAGAAAAGGCGACGUUGUGAUCAUCGUAUUGCCCAACACUACUGAGUAUUUCAUAUUCGUGAUUGGCAUCAUUUCACUUGGUGCUAUUUACAGGGGGUCAAAUCCAGCUGCACAUGAGUCCGAGAUUCAGAGGCAAGCUAAGCAUUCCGGAGAAAAACUUGUCAUCACAGACUUGAAAACGCACAAGAAGGUUGAAGCCCUGAGCCUCCCUGUUGUGGUGGUAGCUGAGGACGUGCCAAAAGGAUCGCGUUCUUACACGUCUCUGUUCGAGGCGGACGGGUCUUUAGCUCCCACGGUAGAGAUCUCGGAGCACGACGUGUGUGCAUUACCAUACUCUUCAGGUACUACAGGUGUACCGAGGGGCGUCAUGAUCACUCAUCGAAACAUUGUUGCGAACUUGAACCAAACCGUGCCCGACGUUGAGAGUAAGAAUGUAGAUGGAAUCAUUCCGGAUGGCGAGCGUGUGGUCCUGGGACUCAUGCCUUUCUUUCACAUCUAUGGUAUAAUCGGAAUUUGCUGUGCGACAGUGCGCAUGAAGGGCAAAGAAGUGGUCGUGACCAGGUAUAAAGCUGCACAUCUCCACAUACUGACGAACUACGGCGUUACAUUCGCGCCUGUAGCACCCCCGAUACUUCUCCAGCUUGUGAAAACCGACUUUGAUAACUUGGACUGCAGCAAGUUCAGACUGAAUUCGGUGUUGACCGCUGCAGAUCCGCUGGGCAUUGAGCUGCAGAAGGCCUUUGAGACAAUAUUUCCAGGAGUUGAAGUCCAUCAGGCAUAUGGAUUGACUGAGUACAGCUGCGUGACUGUCUCACAUUGCAUCUGCAAUCAUGGAAGAGGACCAUCCAAGCCGGGCACUGUGGGAUUCAUCGUGCCAGGAUUGGAAGUGAAGUUUGAAGAUCCAACUUCUGGCUUGUCGUUGCCUGCAAAUUCAUCAGGGGAGAUUUGUGUAAGAGGCGAACCCACCAUGAAAGGUAACAAUUCCAUCAGUUCAUGGGAUUUCCCAGUCUUCCUGGCAAUCCUUCGUCAGCACGAUCACUGGUUGCGCAAGCAGAUGUCAGGGUACUUCAAGCAUCCAGAAGCAACAGCGGCGACCAUAGACUCUCAGGGCUGGCUCCACACGGGUGACAUUGGUUACAUUGACAACGAUGGAGAUAUCCUCAUCGUUGAAAGAAUGAAAGAGGUCAUCAAAUACAAUGGCUUUCAGGUAUGUUGUGCAGGUUCCCCUGCCGAGAUAGAAGCAAUCCUGAUCUCUCACCCAGCCAUAGCGGACGCUGCAGUCGUACCAAUUCCAGAUGAAGUGGCAGGAGAGAUUCCGGGAGCUUGCGUGGUGCUCAAGCAUGGUUUUGUCGUUCCACCAACCGAAAUCCAGGCGUUUGUGGCUUCCAAGGUUUCUACGUACAAGCAGAUAAGGCAUGUCGAGUUCGUGUCAUCCGUACCCAAGUCUCCGGCGGGCAAAAUCCUGCGGCACUUGACGAACACUUACACACGCGAGAGUACUUCCAAGGUUGCUGAGAAUCCUGUGAGUCACCCCUCAGCGAAGGAUGAGGCCACUACCGCGGUGCAGGAUGAGCUGCACAUGACUUUUUCAACUAAGAAGCUUUCCGUGGACUAG